GACCAGAGCCUGUGCUACUGAGUGCCCCCUCUAUCUGGCACCAUGCAGCUCUCACUAGCCCCAUGCCUCGUAUGCCUGCUUGUCCAUUCUGCCUUCUGUGCUGUGGAGGGCCAGGGAUGGCAAGCCUUCAAGAAUGAUGCCACGGAAAUCAUCCCCGGGCUCGGAGAGUACCCCGAGCCUCCUCAGGAACUGGAGAACAACCAGACCAUGAACCGGGCUGAGAAUGGAGGCAGACCUCCUCACCAUCCCUACGACACCAAAGACGUGUCCGAGUACAGCUGCCGCGAGCUGCACUUCACCCGCUUCGUGACCGACGGCCCGUGCCGCAGCGCCAAGCCGGUUACCGAGUUGGUGUGCUCCGGCCAGUGCGGCCCCGCGCGGCUGCUACCCAACGCCAUCGGGCGCGUGAAGUGGUGGCGCCCGAACGGACCGGAUUUCCGCUGCAUCCCGGAUCGCUACCGCGCGCAGCGGGUGCAGCUGCUGUGCCCCGGGGGCGCGGCGCCGCGCGCGCGCAAGGUGCGUCUGGUGGCCUCGUGCAAGUGCAAGCGCCUCACCCGCUUCCACAACCAGUCCGAGCUCAAGGACUUCGGGCCCGAGACCGCGCGGCCGCAAAAGGGUCGCAAGCCGCGGCCGCGCGCCCGGGGAGCCAAAGCCAACCAGGCGGAGCUGGAGAACGCCUACUAGAGUGCGCCCGCGCCUACGCAGCCCCCCGCGCGAUCCGAUUCGUUUUCAGUGUAAAACCUGAAGCCCAGGCCAGGGGUGCCAAACUUUCCAGACCUGCGGAGUCCCCAGCCCGUAGAGACCGCUGCGAGCGGGGUUGGGGGUCGGGGGACGGUUCCCGUAGGCCAGGAGAGAAAGCUUGAGUCCCAGACUGAGCCACUCUGCCUAGCCCGGGGUGGGAGAGGGUGGUCCUUCUGCCCUCGCCAGACCCCUACAGGACAAGGCAGUGUUGCCACCUUAAAGGGAAGGGAGUGUGGAACGAAAGACCUGGGACUGGUUAUGGAAGUACAGUAAGAUCUACUCCCUCCACCCCAAUGUAAAGCCUGCGCGGGCAAGAACACGAGCACACACAGCACUAGAUAGGGUUUCUGACCCUGACUUAGCCACUGAGUAUGAGGUUGGGCCACGAGGUUCUCUUUUGGUACCAUCUCCUUUGUAAAAUAGGGACCGGGAUGAGAUCAGACUCUCCAGGACUCUGCUGAGAUUCCAACAUAUUGGGGUGUCCCAAGGUAGGCAGGUGAGAGAGAGAAGGAGAGAGGGCGGGGUGGGGGAGAAAUUGUGGUGGGCAACCGCCUAGAAGAAGCUGUUGGUUCUCAGUUUGGCUUCCUCCACUCCUUCGUCUCAAAUCUGCCUUCAAAUCCAUAUUUGGGAUAGGGAAGGCCAGGGUCCGAGAGAUGGUGGAAGGGACAGAAAUCACGGUCCUGGGCCCGGAAGAUCAGAUCUGACCCCCAGCUGCCUUGCCAUAUUUUAAAGAGAUUUUCUACACAACAGUUUAAGGUCGUUGGAGGAAACUGGGCUUGCCAGUCACCUCCCAUCCCUGUCCCUUGGCAGGACACCUCCUCCCGCCUGCCACCCACGGACACAUUUCUGUCUAGAAACAGAGGUUCUUCAUGCUGUCCUCCGAGAUGGCAUUUCUUACAUUAAAAAGAAUAAUACGGGGGUGGGGGGCGCAAGUGUACAUAUGCUGAGAAGCUGUCAGGCGCCACAGCGCCACCCACAGUCUUUUUGUAAAUUAUUUCCAGACACCUCUUACUUUCUGUGUAGAUUUUAUUUGUUAAAAGGGGAGGGAGGAGAAUGUAGCAGAAGCACAUGGAGCGGUGCGGGGCCGGGGGGUUGGCGGGAUAGCCCUUGGGGAUGGGCUGGUGGGUUUGGCGAACUUUCCAUGUGGGACUCAUCCACAAGACUGAAAGCCGUGUUUCUUUUUGUUUUUUUAAGAGUUCAGUGACAUAUUUAUUUUCUCAUUUAAGUUAUUUAUGCCAACAUUUUUCUUGUAGAGAAAGGCAGUGUUAAUACCGCUUUGUGAAGCACGUGUGUUUUUUUGGCCACCAGAGGCAUUGUUAAUAAAGACAAUGAAUCUCGAGCA
Arvicanthis niloticus (Nile rat) is the source of this 2083-nucleotide messenger RNA. RefSeq names its product sclerostin (gene Sost). NCBI's taxonomy places the organism in Eukaryota, Metazoa, Chordata, Mammalia, Rodentia, Muridae. The record is from RefSeq and is a predicted model, not a curated record. Gene Ontology annotation, molecular function: BMP binding. Gene Ontology annotation, biological process: ossification; negative regulation of Wnt signaling pathway; negative regulation of BMP signaling pathway.